This is a messenger RNA of Venustampulla echinocandica, 3231 nucleotides long. RefSeq lists its product as uncharacterized. The record is from RefSeq and is a predicted model, not a curated record. Lineage: Eukaryota; Fungi; Ascomycota; Leotiomycetes; Helotiales; Pleuroascaceae. The transcript is spliced from 4 exons. Bases 1 to 3231 code for a protein of 1076 amino acids.
AUGUCAGAUGACGUGGAAACCAUUGGGCAGUUGGAGAGUGCCACCGACAACUCAUUUAGUGUACAAAACUGGACGUGGGGCCACGGCGUUGGAAGUGGUACAAAUGAUGAACAUUUACAACCCGUUUCGAUUGAAGGUGCUAUUGAGGCGGGCUCUUCCAUGUGGAGUGAGACCAGUGGACAUUCCCAGGAUUAUGGGGACGGCGCUGGCUAUUCCUCACAUAAUGAUGACUCAAUCGCUCCUACAGCAAGCACGGGUUCUCAUCGCAAAGGAAAACGUCCCCAGGAACGAUCAUUACGAUCGCUGUCUGCAGACUCAGACAAGGGAAUCCCAAAGUUCACCACAAAUCGGACUCUGAACUUGCUUCAUACUUUUUCGGAUUCUACUAGCAAUGAUGGGGUUGUCAAGGCUACGUACAAUGUCUGGAGAGAUCCUAUCCCACGAAUAAAUACCUAUACCCGAACUAUUCCCGUUAAAGGUAUUCUACGUCCUCCGCGUGAAAAGUUUCCGGAAAACCCAGCUCCAAUUCGAGAAGGCGUCGCUUCCCUUAAACUCAACAAGAAGGGUCGUGUUCCUCCAGGCGCGCGCUGGACAAAGAUCAGCCGAAAACUAGUAAAUCCCGAGGCCCUUGAACUCGGCAAAGAACGAUAUGAAGCGAGAGAGGACUUUGUUAUUGUGCUAAGGGUAUUGAGUAGUGAUGAGGUCCAGAGCUAUGCGGACGUAACGCAACGCAUUCGAGCUGCGCGCAAAGAAUUAGAGAAUGAUGAGGCCGCUGGACGCCGCCGAGCACGGGGGGAACGACACGAGCGUCAUAAGCGAGAGGGACAAGAGUCCUUCCGUGAUUCUAGUUCUGAUUCUGAAGCCGAAAAAGGAAUACAGGAUAAACUGGAUCAUAAUAGCAGCACUUUGACUCCGCCGUCGAAGACUAGCCAGUGGGAUCAGACUCCAAUCGGCCUCAACUCCUUUGGUGGUUCGGAUUUUAUGCCAGUUCCAAGCAUUCUCCCAAGCCCUGAAAUUUUACAUAUCCUGAAGGGCGCUUCAAUCCUAGCGAAGACGAAAUAUGAAACCGAGAUAGAAGAUACAAAACAACAAAGUAAUCUCAGCCCUAUUCACCAAAGAGCACCUACAAUUGAGAAGCUGGUCGCUCUACUUCUUGAUGACGACGUGAUCAAAUCACUCUGCAUUGAUGCUUUAUCCACUGUUGCCCAUGAACGGUUUGAGAGGAACCUCCGGAGAUUGUUAAAAGAUUUCGCGGUUGGGUUGCGGAGAGAAGCAGAAUCCAAGCAAGAACGCCAUGCAGCACAUUUCGUGCGUCUUCGGGCGAGGAACUCUGCGUAUAUGAUCUGCAGUACGUUGAGCAAGAAAAAAGCACAGAAAGUAGAUGAUAUCGAUCCCGACAUCGAAAAUCUCUCUGAAGAAAGUGACUCCGAUCGAUCUGAUGAUGAGGUUGAUUAUCUUCAACAGCUCGAAAGAUUCAUCAAAGCAUCUAAGGCUCUUGAAAUUUUGCGAGAAAAUUUAUAUGCUUUCGUUUAUUCUGCCGAGCAUAUAUCUCACUUUGGAGGCGUGCAUGGCCAGGAAAAAGGUCGAGAGUGCCCCAAAACUAUUCACUCUGCAAAUGAGAGUCAAUGCUUGAAUCCUCUAGAACCGGCCGACUGGGGAUCAGAUACGGACGACCGUGGACGUCAACGAGAACGACCAUCAUCGAAAGCCACGAGAGACACUGGGCCUGGGUAUAUGGACACCACGGGAAAAUUACCUAUCUCCAGAUCCAUUGUGAGCUCUUUCGACACAAACACAGUUGCAAAAGAUUACGGGUCGGACGGUUAUGGAUAUACAAAUCCACAGGACUUGGUUCGCCACGAUUUGUUUCUAGCACGAGAGAAUGUCCCUGUAUUGCCUCAACAAGUUACUAAGAGAUAUAGAUGUUACAGUGCGGAUAGUACUACAAGAGUUCUUAAUGGCAAAUCACUUAUAAAGGGCCUUGAAAUAGUGGAGCUUCCAUCCAGGAGCCAGCAGCAGGCUAAUAUCCGAAGGCCGCUUUCUACUUCAAGGGUUGAAGUUCUUAAAACUCAAAUCGUUCGAGAAAUUCCUACUACCAGAGUUGAUCAUAGCAUCGAUAAGUCAAAAGAAUCACUGGCGAUUCUUGACGAACCGGUAGUACACCCGAAAGCAAUACAAACAGGCAGAAAUAUGUGGGGGUUUGCACUCCAAACUGCCAUCAGGACUAAAAUGAGGGAAUUAUUGAAUGGGAACCAACAAGCAGUUCCUAAAGGAAAAGCCAGGAUCGAAUGGAAAUGUAAGUGUGGCCAUACGAUAACAGAUGACUUCACAGAGCUCCAACCUGGGGCAGCAGAUCGAUUGAGACAAACUCUUAGCCGGUCAACAACAAAUCUACCCGUGUCAAGCAAUUCAUCAAGCCUCAGUAAUUUCAGUCGAGCAUUUUCAAGUGGAUUACAGAGCUUAAGAGGUCUACUGACCUUCAGUAAAGACAAAGAUCUGGAAUCUGAUCUCCCAAUCCACGAAUUGCGAUCACCUAGUAACCCCACAGAUCACGAGCGGUCCCAACCCGAAACACCAGCAACACCAUCCAUGGAGUCGGCUUACCUUCCGGUAUGCUAUGAUCAAGGGAGAUACGCGACCCAAUUACUACAACUAGAUCUCACGAUACUUGAAGCAGAUUCGGACAAAGCUCUCUUCCAAAUCCUGCGUAAGAGUUACCAUGAUUUGAGGCCAAGUUGGCGAUCUUGGAUAUCCCUGCGCACACUUGAGAGCAUUAGAUUUGUGCAUUUCGAGAUGUACAAAAGCGAAUUAGUGGAUGUUAGAAAGCAAGACGAUGUUCCACCCCCCGAGGACAUAGACUAUCGUUACAAGCCCGCACCUCCUGAAAUAAUACCUCCGGUUGGAAGUAAGUAUUUGAUGCAUGUGUUUCAGCAUCCGGAUUGUGCUGAGGAGGAAUCGCUGUGCCUUUCGAGAUUUCCAAAGAAACUGAAGGAAAGGCUGAGAUGCAGGGGUGGGAUCAAGCCCGGCUGGGGGUUGCAAUAUGAGGAUGGCUUGGAUAUUAAGAAGCUCUGGAUUACUUUAUUCGUAGUUUUUGGUCUUGGGAGUUUGACUAUAGGAAUCUCCUGGGCGAUACUGAAACACAGCAUCCAAGAUGCCUUCGCGAUUGCUGCAUACCUUCUGGCUUUCGCCACCGUUACCGUUGGAACUGUACGGGCCUUGCUGGUGAUGUGA